AUGGGGUCUUGGCAGAUCUUGGCGCUGUGUGUGGUGCUGGUGCGUGCGAAGGACUGUGAGCAGGGUCAAGGAGCUUGCCCCAAAACCGGGGGUCUGGAUCUGGUUCAGGUACGCUCGGCUGUCGCAGCACAAGAGCUUAUCGACGCGGAAGGGCCGCCGCAUGAAGAGGAAUGCGAAAUCAGCAGCAUUGCAAAGGACUACUACUGGAAACCGCCAGAGCACGAGUUCAUCUGUCACCGCCGAGGCAAGCCAGACUUGGACUUGGAUGUGGGAACAGUCCAACACUUCCACCCGGUCACUGGUGACAACAUGACCAUCCGUGGCUACGCCUAUGGUCGAGCAAAGUUCAAGGUGGAGGAGUUCACCCCACGCGGCCGUGCCAAACCAAUGAGAGCCAGUUUCUUGCAAAGUGUGGCAGCCAGUGGUGUGGAGACUCGCACUGCGGCUGUGUUGAUGAUCCGCUUCUUGGAUGCGAGCGGGAACCUCAUCCCGUCCAGCAUGGACACGGCCGAGGAGCGCAAGAGCUUCGCCAUUGGAGUGAACAAUUCCCUGUACGGUAUCUUCGACCACGCGAGCCGAAAGACAAAUGCAGGGACCUGGCACGACUGCUCCUAUGGCAAGCUUCAGUUGCAGUUCGACACGGACCAAGCCGAGAAUGACUUGGCCAGUGAUGUUCCUGGAGAAGGCGCCGACAUCUUCUAUGCCGAUGUGCCAAUCGUGUGUGACACUGCCACCGAUUCCAACUGCCCGAGCAACUAUGACUCUACAAGCAGCUGCUCAAGCAGCGAGUACUACGGCUGGCCAAGGUACGCCUUCAAGAGUCGGCCAGAGCUUGUGAAGUCAAACUGGCAACAUUGGGUCGUGAUCUUUCCCCGGGAUAUCGUCAACUGCAACUUUGUUGGCUUGGGCAAUGUUGGCUGCUCCUCCAGCUAUUGUUAUUCAUGGAUUCCUCAUGACUACUCCACAAAGAUUCAAGACUACACACAUGAGCUCGGCCACAACCUCGGACUAGCACAUGCUGGCAUCGUUGGCGGCUCUGAAUAUGGUGACUACAGCUGCGCAAUGGGCUAUUGCUGCUCAGUGCGCUGCUACAACGCACCGCAUGCUUACGAGCUGGGAUGGAUCACACCAUCGCUUGAGCUCAACGAUGCCAACUUUCCAAGCAUUCUAACAGGUGUGCCGCUACGGUCCAUGUCUUUGCACAGCGAUGGGGCCAUCUCGAUUACGGUGGAUUGGGUCUCGCCAGCCGUGGUAUACUGGGUCCAGUUGAAGACAGCGCACCACUACGACACAUACAUGAAGUCGGCGUGGCGCAACAAUGUGCAAAUCAAGCAAUGGAACAAGGGAGGUUAUGAAAUUAGCUGGCACCUGAAGACCUUGGUGGAGGGUGAGAAUUGGACAUCAGAUGAUGGCGAAGUGACUGUGAGUGUGGAGAGCAUUGAUACCAUCACAACCAUGACAGCACUCCUCACCCUCAGCCGGGCAACAGCUGCCACAACAACGACUACCGCCCCUCCCACAACAACGACAACCGCCCCUCCCACAACAACGACAACCGCCGCUCCCACAACAACGACAACAGCUCCUCCCACAACAACGACAACAGCUCCUCCCACAACAACGACUUCCACCCCUCCCACAACAACGACUACGGCCCCUCCCACAACAACGACUACGGCCCCUCCCACAACAACGACUACCACCAGCACCACUACGACCACGACCACCACCGUCAGCACCAGCACUACUACAGUUGAUCUGUGUGCUGGUGUGACAUGCCAGGCAAGUGACGCCUGCCACAGUGCAGGGGUCUGCAAUCCUGCGACUGGGCUGUGCUCAAAUCCUCCCAAGCCUGAUGGGACCAGCUGCGAGGCUAGUGGCCCAUGUGACAUUGCCACAUGUCAAUCGGGGCAGUGUACAGUGACUUCACAGGAACCAGACUGCUGCGGCAACUCUUUGUGUGAAGCAGGGGAAGACUGCAAUUCCUGCAGUUCUGACUGUGAAAGUAAGACCGGAGGGGGGCCUCUGUGUGGCAACGGCAUUUGCGAGACUGCCGAUGGUGAAGACUGCCGCAACUGCCCUGCGGACUGCGCCGGCCGGACCAACGGAAAGAAAUCCCGCAGGUACUGCUGUGGCAGAGACGUCUCAUGCUCUGACUCUCGGUGCUCUGCAAGUCC
Molecule: messenger RNA, 2177 nt
Organism: Symbiodinium natans
Lineage: Eukaryota; Dinophyceae; Suessiales; Symbiodiniaceae
Source: the annotation of a GenBank genome assembly